Messenger RNA from Nilaparvata lugens (brown planthopper), 3921 nucleotides. Its product is annotated as aminopeptidase N. Gene Ontology annotation, biological process: peptide catabolic process; proteolysis. The record is from RefSeq and is a predicted model, not a curated record. Gene Ontology annotation, molecular function: metalloaminopeptidase activity; peptide binding; zinc ion binding. Gene Ontology annotation, cellular component: cytoplasm. NCBI's taxonomy places the organism in Eukaryota, Metazoa, Arthropoda, Insecta, Hemiptera, Delphacidae.
UCAGUCGCUACAAGAGUUCAGUUGGCGCUUAACGUUUGUGGCGGACGCACUUUGGAGCUGGACUGAAGGAUCGUCAAAUCGCGUUUGACGACGGAACGCGUCACGUUUGACGUGUAUAUAGGUCCACAACGUGUUUGACCUAACCGUCAACGCGUUUAUUAACGUGUCUAUUAUUCGUUGACCGUCAACUGGUUUUCGGGAAUAAUUGAGGAAUUGGAAAACUGGAUCAUUAAACCUUGAUCAUGGCUACCUCUUCACGGUGGUUGGACACCGCCGGAUUUUUGGUUGUAUUAUUCGUUCUCGGUGGCAGUCUAGAAUCCAACGCUUUAGCUGGUUACCGUCUUCCAGACAAUGUUGUUCCUGAACAUUACAUUGUGGAUAUUAUUACCAACUUGGAGGAGGGUGAUUACACUUUCCAGGGCAAAGUGUGGAUAAGGGUGAAAGCAAACAAGGCAACCGACUCGAUCAUUCUGCACUCGCGCAACCUGACUAUUCCCGAGUCGGAGGUGAGCGUGAAGUGGCUGCCGAAGAAUGGCGGCGGUGAAUCGGCCAACAAUGCCGUGCCAAUUGCCAACACCAAGUUUGUCACCGACAACGAGUUCUACAUCAUCAAACUGCAGCGUCAGCUGACGGCUGGAGAGAAGUACAUGAUCAACAUCCCCUUCAGCGGCGAGCUCACUGAGAGUCUGGCCGGAUACUAUAGGUCCAGCUACUUCGAUCGGGCCGCUAAUCAGACUAAAUGGUUAGCAGUCACCCAGUUCGAAUCAACGGAUGCGAGACGCGCAUUCCCCUGCUUCGACGAGCCAGCCAUGAAGGCUGUCUUCACCAUCAACCUGGGCCACAAGAAGCACCUCAAGUCCAUCAGCAACAUGCCAUUGAUCAACACCACCGACAUUGAAGGCAUGGACGGUUGGGUUUGGGACCACUACGGCGAUUCUGUGCCAAUGUCGACCUACCUGGUGGCCUUCAUGGUGUCGGAAUUCGAGUUCCGCGACGGCGACCCGACGCCCAACAACAACGUGUCGUUCCGCAUCUGGGCGCGCAAGGACGCCAUUGACCAGGUGGAAUUCGCCCGCCAGGUGGGGCCCAAGUUCCUUGCCUACUUCGAGGAGUACUUCGACGUCAAGUACCCGCUGCCCAAACAGGAUAUGGUCGCCAUUCCCGAUUUCAACGCCGGCGCUAUGGAGAACUGGGGACUCAUUACUUACAGGGAAGUAGCCCUGCUAUUUGACGAGAAGUCCUCAUCGACGGCGAGCAAGCAGUACAUAGCAUCUGUGAUUGCCCACGAGCUGGCGCACCAGUGGUUCGGCAACCUGGUCACCAUGAAGUGGUGGACUGAUCUCUGGCUCAACGAGGGAUUCGCCACCUUUGUUGCCACCCUAGGCGUACAGCAUGAAUUCCCAGACUGGAAAUCGUACGACAACAACGCAGUGGAUAACCUGUUGGUUGUGUUCUCUUUGGACUCUUUGAAGGCAUCUCAUCCCGUGUCUGUACCCAUUGGAAACCCCAGUGAAAUCACACAGAUCUUUGACACUAUUUCCUACAAGAAAGGCUCAUACCUGCUACGUAUGAUGAACCUAUUCCUGGGUGAGGAGGUGUUCAGACAGGGUGUGUCCAACUACCUGAAGGCUCAUCGCUACUCGAAUGCUGAACAGGACGACCUGUGGGCGGCGCUCACUGACCAGGCGCACAAGGCGGGAUCACUGGACAAGGCGCUCACUGUCAAGGAGAUCAUGGACACCUGGACGCUGCAGACCGGAUAUCCGGUCGUCACUGUUACUAGGGACUAUGAGAAGGGGGCUGCUACUGUGUCACAGAAACGCUACCUGGCGGUGAAACUGACCGGCCGCGACUUGGAGAAGGAGAAGUCGUGCUGGUGGGUGCCGCUGAGCUACACGACCCGCAAGGAGGCCGACUUCAACGAGACCAAACCCAAGCUGUGGCUCAACUGCAAGGAGGAUGCCGAAAUACACGACAUUGGGGCCAAGGAUGAGUGGGUCGUAUUCAACACCAAGGCUGCUGGUGUUAAUACUAGAUUUAUGCGAGGGCUGUUGACCGAACCGUACAAGAAGUAUGGCAACUUUGCCGAAAUUCCCAGUGCCAUUGAGGAGAUCAAGUUCAAGAGUCUGAUUGUGGGCUGGGCAUGUCGCAUGGAAACUGAGGACUGUAUUAGCCAAGCACUCACUCUCUUCAAGAAGUGGAAGGCAGAGGCUGAUCCUGAUGCUAAUAAUCCAAUUCCGAACGAUGUGAGAGGAUUGGUGUACUGCCUGGGAGUGAAGCACGGUGGUGAGAGUGAAUGGAACUAUUUGUGGACUCGUUACCAGAAGUCAAACGUGGGCAACGAACAAACCCUGAUCCUGUCAGCGCUGGGCUGCACCAGGGAUGUGUGGCUGCUCAAUAGGUACUUGGAUAUGUCGAUCGACCCUAUGUCAGCCAUCAGGCGACAGGACAGCUCCUCUGUCUUCUCAGCGGUGGCCAGGAAUGAUGUGGACUACCUCGCCAAAUCUUUCCUCUACAGCAAUGUCAAGAAGAUUCAUGACUACUACGGCCCAAAGACCACAAGACUUGGCAGAUACGUUUCAACAGUCGCUGAUCACAUGAUUCAUGAUGAGGAAUUGACAGAGCUGAAAAAAUUUGUGGAGCAACACAAGGAUUACCUGAAAUACUCACUUUUGGCGACCACGCAGAGUAUUGAGUCUACAGUCGUCAAUAUCCGUUGGUUCGGAAACUACUAUUCGAAAAUACAGCGGCUGGUUACGCUCUAAAAGAGAGCACAUGGAAAUAUUGGAAAUAAAUAUCUGUGACUUCCCUAUAAAUGGUAAACUAUCAGGCAUUUUGCGUACAAAAUUCAAGCCUUAAUUUUGUGUACCAAGUUGUUCAACCAGGAUUUGUUGUACACGCUUUUUUAAAUCUUUUUAUUUAUCGUCAAAUGUUGAGCGUUAUUUCAUUCUAUGAUAUUUAAUUCAAUUUGAAGCUAUAAAACAAGACUAUCUGAAACUAGAUUACGGUGAAUUUCCACUUUCGAUAAAAUUUGAGCAUUAUUUCAUUCUGAUAGUUUGAUUCCAUUCUAUGGUUAUAAACCAGGAUUUCAUCAAAACAGAUUCCUUAUCAUGUUAAUCAACUAGAAUUGUACAGAAUUGAAAAAAAAUCGUUUUUUAGUAAAGUUUCGAACAAAAUUUGUGAAUUAUUUUAUUUACAAGCUUCAAACCAGCAUUAUGUUGCACUUUAUAGUACCAGUUUUAAUUUAAUGUCAACUUUUGAACAAAAUUUGAGAAUUAUUUAAUGUAUUGUGCAAAGCUGUGAACCAGGAAUAUGAUCUCUACAUUCUUCGAUCCAGGAUUUGUUUUUCCAUUAAUAAAUCUUAAUUUAUUAUAAAUUCUAGAACAGAAUUUUAGCAUUGUUUAUUUUAUAGUGCAGGCUUUUAAUCAGGACUAUGUUGUGCUCAAUUUAUUUCACCAGUUCACAUCUAAACCAUCCAACAAAAUUUGAACUUUGCAUUGUUGUACCUUGUUGUACCAAACAAAUUUUCAUAUUUUCCACUUUUGAAAAUCGAGACCUCGUAAUUUUUUUAGAAUGGAAUUGAUUAAUUCAUUCAUUAAAUUACAGCGGAAACUAUUUUUACUCCAUUUAUAACUUUAAUAUUCAAUCCUAUUAUCAUUUUUGUUAGUAAUAUUUUUUAUCUACCUUACUCACAUUUAAAAUUCAGGACAAAUAUUAAUCCACCAAUUCACCCUUGAUCAAAUUUUGUUAAACUAAGUUUUUAUUCGAUUGAAACUGUUUGUUGCUUACAAAUAUGGUAUUUUAGUAUUAGUUUUUUAUGUUUUGAAUAUUGUUUUUUAUAAAACCAUUUUACCACAUCACUAAUGGAAAUAUAUAAUGUGUACUUAACUUAUGUGUAUUAAAAAAUAUUGAUGAAAAUAA